Messenger RNA from Cordyceps fumosorosea ARSEF 2679, 2871 nucleotides. Its product is annotated as alanyl-tRNA synthetase. Bases 1 to 2871 code for a protein of 956 amino acids. The transcript has 3 exons. Gene Ontology annotation, biological process: tRNA modification; alanyl-tRNA aminoacylation. NCBI's taxonomy places the organism in Eukaryota, Fungi, Ascomycota, Sordariomycetes, Hypocreales, Cordycipitaceae. Gene Ontology annotation, molecular function: amino acid binding; ATP binding; aminoacyl-tRNA deacylase activity. Gene Ontology annotation, cellular component: mitochondrion; cytoplasm. The record is from RefSeq and is a predicted model, not a curated record.
AUGGCGACGGAGACAAGCUGGCCCGCCGCCAAGGUCCGGCAGACCUUUCUCGACUUCUUCGAGAAGAGGGGCCACACCGUUGUCUCCUCCGGCUCUGUCGUCCCUCACAAUGACCCCACCUUGCUCUUCACCAACGCCGGCAUGAACCAAUUUAAGCCCAUCUUUCUCGGUACCGUGGGCAAGACAGAUCCCAUGGCCAAGUUGAAGCGAGCUGUCGAUACCCAGAAAGUCAUCCGCGCCGGCGGCAAGCACAACGAUCUCGACGAUGUCGGCAAGGACUCUUACCACCACACCUUCUUCGAAAUGCUCGGCAACUGGUCCUUUGGCGACUAUUUCAAGACGGAGGCCUGCGAGAUGGCCUGGGAGCUCCUCACCAAGGUCUACGGAAUCGACCCCGAGCGCCUCUACGUCACAUACUUCGAGGGUAGCGCCGAGCUCGGCCUUGAGCCCGACCUGGAGGCUAAGGAGCUUUGGCACACCAUUGGCGUCCCCUACGAUCGUAUAUUGCCCGGCGACAUGAAGGAUAACUUCUGGGAGAUGGGCGACCAGGGCCCCUGCGGACCCUGCUCCGAGAUCCACUACGACAAGGUCGGCGGGCGCAACGCCGCUAGCCUCGUCAACAUGGACGACCCUAUGGUUGUGGAGAUUUGGAACCUCGUCUUCAUGCAGUAUGACCGACAAAAGGAUAGAAGCCUCAAGUCGCUUCCUGCGAAACACAUUGACACUGGUUUGGGCUACGAGCGCCUCGUUUCCGCCCUCCAAAAUACCAUUUCCAACUACGCCACAGACUGCUUCACCCCCCUCUUCAAGCAGAUUGAGACAGUCACCGGAGUCCGUCCCUAUACCGACAAGUACGGCAAGGACGACACUGAUGGUAUUGAUACCGCCUACCGUGUCAUAGCUGAUCACAUCCGCACACUUUCCUUCGCCAUCACUGACGGUGCGGUGCCCAACUCUGACGGCCGUGGCUACGUCGUCCGCCGAGUCUUGCGUCGCGGUGUACGAUAUGCCCGCAAGUACCUUAACGCCGAGAUUGGCUCCUUCUUCUCCAAGAUUCUCCCCGCUCUCGUUGAGCAGGUUGGUCCUCAGUUCCCUGACCUGGUAAAGAAGCAGGAAGAUAUCAUGGAGAUCCUUAACGAAGAGGAGGAGGCCUUUUCUCGUACCCUCGACCGUGGUGAAGCCCAGUUCGAAAAGUAUGCUGCUAAGGCCGCCAAGGACAACGUCAAGAAGCUUGAUGGCGAUGUUGUCUGGCGCCUCUACGAUACCUUUGGUUUCCCCGUUGAUCUGACCAAGCUCAUGGCCGAGGAGCGCGGCCUCAAUAUUGAUGAGGCUGAGGUGGAUGUUGCCAAGGAAAAGGCUCGUGAGGCUUCCAAGGCUGUCAAGGACGCUGCCGCUACUUUUGCCAAGCUCAAUGUUCACCAGAUUGCCGAGCUUGAGCAGGAGCACAAGCUGCCCCGCACCGACGACGAGGGUAAGUUUGUCAAGGGGGACAGCAAGGGCAAGAUUCAGAUCAUUUUUGACGGCCAGACUUUUCACAAGUCUACCAAGGAUCUCCCUCCCAAGACUGCUGUUGGAUUAUUGCUCGACAAGACCAACUUUUACGCCGAGUCUGGUGGUCAGAUUGCCGACACUGGCCGCAUUGUCAUUGACGACGUCGCCGAGUUCAAGGUUAUGGACGUUCAGAACUUUGGUGGCUACGUCCUGCACAGCGGCUACGUUGAGUACGGUGCCCUUUCCUCUGGGGAUGAGGUCAUCUGCGAGUACGACGAGCUACGACGUUCUCCCAUCCGAAACAACCACUCUGGUACUCACAUCCUGAACCACGCCUUGAGAGAGGUUCUAGGUGACGACAUUAACCAGAAGGGCUCACUUGUCGACGAUGAGAAGCUCCGCUUCGAUUUCUCACACAAGGCUCAGGUCAAGAUUGAAGAGCUGAAUAAGAUUGAGGAUCUGUCAAACGCCUAUAUCCGCCAAAACUCUAAAGUCUACGCCAAGGAUGUCGAUCUGGACCUCGCUCGCGAGAUCGAGGGUGUUCGCGCUGUUUUCGGCGAGACAUACCCUAACCCUGUACGCGUUGUUUCUAUUGGCAUGGAUAUUGACACUAUGCUUGCCGAUCCUAAGAAGGCAGACUGGCGCAAGUACAGCGUCGAGUUCUGCGGUGGCACUCACGUUGAGCAGACUGGCCUCCUUAAGGAUCUGCUGAUUGUCGAAGAGAGCGGUAUCGCCAAGGGCAUCCGUCGUAUCAUUGCCUACACCGGCGAGGCUGCCCACAGAAUUCAGCGCGAGGCUGCCGAGUUCUCCAAGACUCUAGAUGCCCUUGAUGCUCUUCCUUUUAGCCCUGAGAAGGAGGCUCAAGUCAAGACCGUCUCGCAGGAGCUGAGCAAGCUUGUCAUCUCCACUUUGACUAAGGAGGAGUUCAACCAGCGCUUCACCAGGAUUAGCACGUCGGUCGUCAACGAGCAGAAGAAGAAGCAAAAGGCCGAGUCAAAGACUGCCCUCGAUACCGUCACCAAGUACUUUGAGGACAACAAGGAGGCCAAGUGGUUCGUCGGCCGUCUGCCCAUUGGCGCCAACGCCAAGGCUCUGGGAGAUGUUGUCAAGCACUUCCAGAGCAAGGACAAGGAGAAGACUGUCUACCUCUUUGGUGGUAGCCAGGAAGCUGGCGGCGUUGUUCACAGCGUGUACAUUGGCCAGCACCUCGUUUCGCAGGGCGUUACCGCCGAGCAGUGGGCUGCCAGUGUGUCGGAAGUCAUCGGAGGACGUUCCGGCGGCAAGGAGCCGACCCGCGCGGGCCAGGGCACCAAGCCCGAGAGCAUCGACGAGGGUGUCGAGCAGGCUACCAAGUGGCUGAACGAGAAGCUGAAGCGGUAG